Messenger RNA from Magnolia sinica, 1570 nucleotides. RefSeq names its product 26S proteasome non-ATPase regulatory subunit 6. Gene Ontology annotation, biological process: proteasome-mediated ubiquitin-dependent protein catabolic process. Lineage: Eukaryota; Viridiplantae; Streptophyta; Magnoliopsida; Magnoliales; Magnoliaceae. The coding region runs from base 182 to 1342 and encodes 386 amino acids. The record is from RefSeq and is a predicted model, not a curated record. The transcript has 8 exons.
GUAGCGCUGAAAGAAGCAGGCAGGUAUCAUAUUCCCAUGGCAUAAUCGUUCCUUCGUUCUCACGAAAGGGAACAGCAAACCCUCUUCUCAGUUCCGAGCCCUUUCUCCUCCUCCGUAGGAAAGAGAGGCGAAGAUCUCAGCGUCAGAGAGAGUCUUCUUUUCCUCCAUCGGAAAGAGAAUCAUGGACGGGCAAGAUGGAAACCAACAGCCGCAGCUGGUGCUUGCCCACAAGCUAUUCCUCCUCACUCACCCUGAUGUUCCUGACCUCGACAAGAUCCGUCUCCGUGAGGAGGUUUUUUCUUCCGUCAAAUCCAACGACAUGGUUCCUCUCUACGAGUCUCUCGCUGCAGACUCCAUAUUGGAGAUGGACCAGGCUGUACUAGAUUCGAUGCGUGCAAAGAUCGAAGACGAGCUCAAGAAGCUCGAUGAGAAGAUCGCUGAUGCAGAGGAGAACUUGGGGGAAAGUGAAGUGCGAGAAGCCCAUCUGGCCAAAUCCUUGUUUUACAUUAGAAUCAGUGACAAGGAAAAGGCACUGGAGCAACUCAAAUUAACAGAAAGCAAAACGGUUGCUGUGGGUCAAAAGAUGGAUUUGGUGUUUUACACCUUACAGCUUGGAUUUUUCUAUAUGGAUUUCGAUCUCAUCUCUAAGAGCAUUGAUAAAGCUAAGAACUUGUUCGAGGAGGGAGGUGAUUGGGAAAGGAAGAAUCGUUUGAAAGUUUAUGAAGGCUUGUACUGCAUGUCUACCAGAAAUUUUAAGAAAGCGGCUGAUCUUUUUCUGGAUUCUAUAUCUACCUUCACAACCUAUGAGCUUUUUACAUAUGAUACCUUCAUUUUCUACACAGUCCUUACAAGCAUCAUAUCACUGGACAGGGUUUCACUCAAGCAAAAGGUGGUGGAUGCCCCAGAAAUCUUGACGGUGCUUGGCAAAAUUCCGCAUCUCUCAGAGUUUCUUAACUCUCUUUACGGAUGCCAGUAUAAAUCAUUCUUUUCAGCAUUUUCUGGUUUGACGGAGCAAGUAAAAUUAGAUCGAUAUUUACGGCCCCAUUUCAGAUAUUACAUGAGGGAAGUCCGCACCGUAGUUUAUUGUCAGUUUCUGGAAUCUUAUAAAAGCGUGACAAUGGAAGCAAUGGCAAAUGCAUUUGGAGUGACUGUGGACUUCAUUGAUUUGGAACUUUCUCGUUUCGUAGCGGCAGGGAAACUUCAUUGCAAGAUUGACAAAGUCGCCGGUGUCUUGGAGACGAACAGACCUGAUGCGAAGAAUGCUCUUUAUCAGGCGACUAUCAAACAAGGGGACUUCUUAUUGAACAGGAUCCAGAAGCUGUCCCGUGUCAUUGACCUGUAAGAUUUAAAACCAUUAGUCCCUUAACCAUUAGCUUCCAGUUAGAAGUUUGCCUAGAAACAUUUUGGGGGACCGAGGAAAUGCUGUUUGUUUUGUUUUGUUCUGUGAUCUUUAAUACAUUUUAGUCAAUUUUCUCCCCCAGAAGGUUGGAUUUAAUGCUGAUGCAUGUAUAUCAUACAUUUGAAUACAUGGGCUUUUAAGAACGAGCUAAAAUAUUGGUUCAGAAGUUAA